Messenger RNA from Vitrella brassicaformis, 1854 nucleotides. NCBI's taxonomy places the organism in Eukaryota, Vitrellaceae. The record is from the annotation of a GenBank genome assembly.
AUGCAGUAUUAGUUUUCUGCCAACCCGUCAACAAAUCGCACCUCUCUGCCUGCCCGCCCGCCUCCCUGCCUGCCUGCCUCCCUGUCUGUCUGUCUGUCGACCAACGUCUGAUCUGAUCACACCCCAGGCUCUGCCUCGUCCCCGCUCUUGCAGACGAGCUGAGGGUCACAUCCGGUGUCGCUCGCCGGCUGCGAAUGUCCUGCAGCCCUAUCAGCGGUAGGAACGAGAAGAUAGACACAGGGGCAUCGUUGAUCUCUGUCUGGGUGCAUGUGUUCUGCCUGUGCAGGCGUUUUUCAUCCACGUCCGUCGCCGGCAUGACUAGCACUAGGUUCCUGUCUGAAAGGGAACUGCGGACGUUCCGCACGAUCAAAUGCUCGCGGCUGGCAAAGGGGCGGUGCGACCUUGUGGCGGACGAGUGCUGCAAGUACUCGCACUCCACCGAGUGGACGAGACGGCGUGUGUUCUGCCACAGCAGCACCGACGCCAUCAAGUACUGCCAUAUGCAGUGCCCAGACGUCCAGAUCGACUUCAGGAACGAGGCCAUUCUGUCCAACACGUCCAUUCUGUCCAAUACCUGCAAGCUGCGCGCCAAAUGCCCGUACUCGCACUCGGCCGGUGAGCAAGGGGACACACAUGGCGGGGGCGGGAGGAAGGUGGGAUGACAUAUGUGGAUGUGCGAGUGUGUGUGUCUGCGUGCUGCAGAGGAGAUAUUCUAUCACCCGCUGUUUUACAAGACUCGUCCGUGCCCGUCGUACCAACUCACACGCCGCUGCACAAGGCCCUACUGCCCAUUCGUCCACAGCCGCGCAGAGGACCGCACACGUGAGUUGUCGACAAACCGACAGACACGUGACAAACCACAUCACCACUCACUCUUGCGGGCAUCUCUGUGCGUGUGUGUGUGUGUGUGUGCAGACCACCCCGAUCGCCAGUACAAGAUGUACCUCCAGUACCACCGCAAAGACGGCAUCGAGCUGCCCCCCAUCGAGGGCGUCAUUCGGGUCGAGGGGGGCCCCCCCACCAAACUUAAAGGCAGCAGCAACCGACAGGUGCCACCCAUCCCGCAGCCCGCGACCACCACCAGACCCAGUGUGCCCCCGCCACCCGUCGCCCUCCCCAUCGCACGCCAGCCCGACGACCAACUCACCAAGAUACUCGACGCCCUUCGCAGCCUGCCCGACAGCGAUCGUGCCGACGUGCUGCAGAACCUGGCCAAUGUGGGCCACUUACUGGAGGAGGCCACACCGGCGUCAACCCACGCGUCUCCUGCCACCCCCAUGUCACUCGCAGACACUGAGCUGGUUCCUCUGGAGUCGACGGCGCGCCCCCCCUUGGUGGUCAGCAACAUUGAGGAGGCGACGGCGGCGCUGCACGCCCUGUUGCGAUACUUCGAACACGCCGACGACCAGAGCACCAAGGCCCUGCAACCCACCAUCCUCGAGACGGCCCUGCCCAUCGUGUUGGACUCGCUGAGCAAGCACCCGAUACCCACGGCCGGUCGCACCAGCAGCCAGGGCGGCUUCACACCCCCGCCCCCACCGCCUCCCGCCGCACUGCCAUCGCCGACACACAUCGUGACCGUGCCCAGCCCGCAUGACGAGGUGAACAGCGGUCGUGUGCAGAUGGGCAUGGGAAGGGGAGUGGGCUUCACCAUCAGCAGCGACCUCUCUGCCGUCGUGCAGGGUGAGCAGGGGGGAUGCGUGGGGUUGAAGAGGCCGGUGUAAUGUGUGUUUUGUUGGUGUGAUGGAUGGCUCAGCUUCGUCCAGCUGGUCUCGUUCUGGCUUGUCGGCGCCGUCAUUCUGCUUCCCACAGGCAGCGCCCAGGGGUCUGCUCGACGAGGAGGGGGGGCUCUGA